Messenger RNA from Ogataea angusta, 705 nucleotides. RefSeq lists its product as uncharacterized. The transcript has a single exon. Bases 1 to 705 code for a protein of 234 amino acids. The record is from RefSeq and is a predicted model, not a curated record. NCBI's taxonomy places the organism in Eukaryota, Fungi, Ascomycota, Pichiomycetes, Pichiales, Pichiaceae.
AUGACCGCCACGAUCGGCAAUUUGAUUUUGCGGUGCGGGCCCGACUCGUCGGAGGUGGUGCAGACGCCGCAGAACGCGAUGCCGCCGGCCACGGUGCGCAAACCGCUCCAGCACUACACGGUGGAGUCGGAGCUCAACAUGAAGCCGACCGACGCGGAUCGACGCGAGGAGGAGGAGCUGUCGCAGCGGCGCGGCCAGCUCACAAGAAGCACGAUCCCGAAGGGCCUGAGCCACCUGCUGAUCCACUCGCCGCCACAGCCGCCGCAGAGCUCGUAUCUCGCGCCCCGGGUGACGUCGUCGCCGUCCAGCCUGCGCAGCACAGCCAACUUGUUCAAUCGUCCGCAGACGGCGUCGCCGCAGCCGCAGCUCAGACUCCUGCCACCAGAGAACACGUUCAGCCCGCCGCAGCUGUCGGCACAGCCGCUCGCCGGCCCCGUCACGCCGGUGCCCAACAUCCCCGAGAUGAUGCCGUUUGUCGGCCGGACCACCGCCAUGAUCAACAACAUCUCCGUCUGGACGGGCGAGAGCGGGCAGCAGAUCCCGCAGACGGGGCUGGUGAUGCUGCAGGGCGCCAGCAAACCGUCCAGCGCGGCGGCGCAGCUGCCGCUCUACGACACGUGCUACGCGCAGCCUGAGGACCUGUUUUCCUGGCCGUGGCAGAACGACCAGCUCGCCGACGCGGGAGAUUUUGCUUUCCUGCCCUAG